UUACAUUUUGGCAAUCUACACUCUUAGCCAUAUCUACUUACAAAAUAAUUGAAAGAGUGGAGAAGAAGAGAUGGCUUCCACUUCAGCUGCAUUGGUAAAUGGCUUCUUGACCGGUGGCAAGAAGAGCCAGGCUCUCUUGUCGGCCCCCGUCGCUGCCCGGGCCGGUGGGGCCGCCUCCCCCAAGAGGCUGAUCGUGGUGGCCGCCGUCGCCGCCCCUAAGAAGUCUUGGAUCCCUGCCGUGAAGGGUGGCGGCAACUUGGUCGACCCCGAAUGGCUCGAUGGCUCGCUACCCGGCGACUACGGUUUCGACCCGUUGGGGCUCGGGAAGGACCCGGCUUUCUUGAAAUGGUACCGGGAGGCGGAGUUGAUCCACGGGCGGUGGGCGAUGGCGGCGGUCCUUGGCAUCUUCGUGGGGCAGGCGUGGAGCGGCAUCCCGUGGUUCGAGGCUGGAGCGGCCCCCGGGGCCGUGGCGCCCUUCUCGUUCGGGACCCUGCUCGGGACGCAACUACUCCUGAUGGGGUGGGUCGAGAGCAAGAGGUGGGUCGACUUCUUCAACCCGGAGUCCCAGUCGGUGGAGUGGGCGACCCCGUGGUCGAGGACCGCAGAGAACUUCUCCAACGCCACCGGAGAGCAGGGCUACCCUGGCGGGAAGUUCUUCGACCCACUAGGGUUCGCCGGGACACUCAAGGAUGGAGAGUACAUCCCGGACGAGGAGAAGCUCGACAGAUUGAAGCUUGCCGAGAUCAAGCACGCGAGGCUUGCUAUGGUGGCUAUGCUCAUCUUCUACUUUGAGGCUGGCCAAGGGAAGACACCCCUUGGAGCCCUUGGCUUGUAAGCUUCAAUUGUGACAUUAUUAAUGUUGUAUAAACAAACUUUUCCAAUGUAGAGAGUUUAAUUAUUGAUCGAUCAUUGAUUUGGGAGUUUA
This is a messenger RNA of Salvia hispanica, 925 nucleotides long. RefSeq names its product chlorophyll a-b binding protein CP24 10A, chloroplastic. Gene Ontology annotation, cellular component: membrane. The record is from RefSeq and is a predicted model, not a curated record. Gene Ontology annotation, biological process: photosynthesis, light harvesting. Lineage: Eukaryota; Viridiplantae; Streptophyta; Magnoliopsida; Lamiales; Lamiaceae.